AUGUCGGACUAUGGUGAUGACGGCGGCUACGGCCGAGACGAGCCUGACGAUACCUUCUACGAGCCCGAAGAGAACAUCGAAGACGAACUACCUCCGGAUGCCGAAGUCGACGAGGAAGCCAUCGAGGCGCGGGCUAGAGAGGAAGAGGGCGAGGGGAGGACCGUUGUGUCGGCCGAUCCAAAUCAAAACGUCCAGAAACCUUCGAGCGACGCCGACAAGAAGAUUCCCGAGGAUAAAAGAACGACAACUCCCUACAUGACCAAAUACGAACGUGCAAGAGUGCUUGGAACUAGGGCACUGCAGAUCAGCAUGAAUGCUCCUGUUCUAGUUGACUUAGAGGGCGAGACAGAUCCACUACAAAUUGCGAUUAAGGAACUGAACCAGAAGAAGAUCCCUCUUAUUGUCCGCCGCUAUUUGCCUGAUGGAUGGUAUGAGGACUGGACAUGCGAAGAACUGCUGUGA
Molecule: messenger RNA, 462 nt
Organism: Fonsecaea erecta
Lineage: Eukaryota; Fungi; Ascomycota; Eurotiomycetes; Chaetothyriales; Herpotrichiellaceae
Product: DNA-directed RNA polymerase II subunit F
Exons: 4
Coding region: 1-462 (153 amino acids)
Biological process (GO): DNA-templated transcription
Cellular component (GO): nucleus; RNA polymerase III complex; RNA polymerase II, core complex
Molecular function (GO): DNA binding; DNA-directed RNA polymerase activity
Source: RefSeq, a predicted model, not a curated record